Messenger RNA from Xyrauchen texanus (razorback sucker), 3413 nucleotides. Its product is annotated as SR-related and CTD-associated factor 4-like. Gene Ontology annotation, cellular component: nucleus. The transcript is spliced from 19 exons. Lineage: Eukaryota; Metazoa; Chordata; Actinopteri; Cypriniformes; Catostomidae. The record is from RefSeq and is a predicted model, not a curated record. Bases 130 to 2673 code for a protein of 847 amino acids. Gene Ontology annotation, molecular function: RNA binding; RNA polymerase II C-terminal domain phosphoserine binding. Gene Ontology annotation, biological process: negative regulation of termination of RNA polymerase II transcription, poly(A)-coupled.
AAGCAUGCACCCUCAUCGCGUCUGAACGCGUCUCGAAUCUCAUGCGGCCUCAUCGCAAUUAUUCAUUUUACACAUGUUUAUUUUGGUCCAUGAGAAUACAUCUAGAGGUAUAUUGAAUUAAUAAAGACCAUGGAGAUGGAUGCGGUGAACGCCUUUAACGGGGAGAUGUUGUCCAUGAUAGACAUGACACCCCCGAUCUCUCGAGCUAAAAUGAUGUCUGUAACCAAAGCAGGAAUAAAAGCUAUUAAGCUUUACAAGCAUGUUGUUCAAAUCGUGGAGAAGUUCAUCAAGAGGUGUAAACCAGAUCUAAAGGUCGCCGGUCUCUAUGUGGUCGACUCAAUUAUCAGACAGUCCCGCCACCAGUUUGGGGUGGACAAAGAUGUGUUUGCCCCAAGGUUUUUGAAAAACUUUAACGCAACAUUUGAGAACCUUUAUCAAUGCCCUGCUGAUGACAAGGGGAAGAUAUUACGAGUGUUGAAUCUAUGGCAGAAGAAUGAGGUGUUUGGCAUGGACAUCAUACAGCCGCUGUUAGAUAUAGCCACAGCUCCAGUGCUUCCUGUCUUAGAGAAUGGAACCACUGUGAGCGUUCCUCCAGCUGUGCUGAUGGCAGUACCACAUCCUGCACCUCUGCCUGUACCAAAGCCUGUACCAGCUGUUGCCACGGUAACAGCCCAGCCCACCAUUCAGAACCCAGUGGCCUUUGCUGCUGUCGCCCAGCUUCUCCAGGGCACUCAGGGUGUAGAGUUACAGCAGCUGCUCCAGAAUCUGCACCAGAGCAGUGGGGCGGGGCUUUCUCAGCCCAGUGCCCCGCCCACUGAGCAGAAGACAUCACUAGCUAAGACUCUGCUGGAUCGAUUUGACUAUGAUGAUGAACCAGAACCAGUUGAGGAAAAGCCUGAGCCACCCCCUGCUGCUCCUAUUACCAUAAACCUCCCCCCUGAACUACAGCAAGCCCUGCAAGCUCAUCUUCUAAGCCAACUAGCUAACCAGACUCAGAUGCAGGGCCAGUUGGCAUCUCAUGGGAUACCAGCAGCGGUUCAGGAGUUCUCAGCAACUGUUCAGGAGCAGAUAUCAGACAACACACCUCGCACACAUACUGACAGCAGCACACAUCCCUCUAAACAUUCGCCCCAGGGUUCAGCUGCUGAGAUUGAUAUCUCAGGGCAGGAUGGAAGAGAUCGAAGACACAGACGAUCAAGAUCCAGGUCUCCCCAGAGACAAUCGUCAUCGCGUUCACAAAGAUCACGGUCCGGGUCUCACUCCCAACGCUCGAGGCAUCAUCGCUCAAGGUCCCGAUCCAGAGAGCGGCAAAGACUCUCACCGCAUUCACGAUCGGAGGAGAGGAGAGCGAGGGAGAAUGAGAGAGAGAAAGAAAGGGAGAGAGAGCGAGAACGCAGACAGAAAGGACUUCCGUCCAUCAAGAAGGAAACACUGAGCGUGUGCAGCACUACGUUAUGGAUUGGACAGCUGGACAAAAGGACUCAAAAACAGGACAUCAUGUGUCUGAUGGAGGAGUUUGGACAGAUCGAGUCCAUUAACAUGAUUCCUCCCAGAGGUUGUGCGUACAUCGUCAUGGUACACAGACAGGAUGCUAACACGGCUCUGAGCAAACUCAGCAGAGGGGCCGCUAAAGUCAACCAGAAAGCUAUUAAGAUCGCUUGGGCAUUGAACAAGGGCAUAAAGACUGAGUUUAAGAAGUUUUGGGACGUGGAGCGUGGCGUCACUUACAUCCCCUGGGAUAAAGUGAAACCAGAUGAAAUCCAGAGCCUUCGAGAAGGAGGCAUACUUGACGCUGAAACACUCAAAUCAGAGUGGAAUAUUGUUGUGGCCAAUCCAAUUGUGCCAAUCACAGGAGGUCCUGAAGGAAGACAGGGAAAUGGAGCUGCGCUCCCAGCGGUACCACAGAGUCCUGUACUUCAUCCUGUGGCAGCAGAGAAUGUUCUUCCAGUUCCUUCUAACAUGGGUCUGCCUCCCCCAGCCAUGAGGACCUCACUGCCCCUUUCGACAUUCCCACCUCCAGGAUUCAAUCUGCCACAGAUGCCAGCAGGAUUCCCUCAUGUUGCCCCAAUGGCCCCGAUGAAACAUUCUGGUCCUCGUCCAAAUAUACCAUCAGAAAACCCAUUGGAAGAACCUUCAAAACACUCUCCAGAGGGCCCUAAAAGUCACACUGACCCAACAGGAGGUCAACCACUGAAUUCCCCUCCUCCUGCGCGCUUUCUUGGGCCCAGGCCUGGAUUUCUACCACCACAAAACCCUCUGGGACCCCGCCCGCCAUUUAUGCCAACCUUCCCCAAUGAUAUGCCACGCCCGAACAUGCCACCACCAAAUAUGCCACGUCAAAUGAUACCCCCACAUGUGAUGCAACCCCAAAUGUUGCCCCACAGGAGCCCCAACCCCAUGUUCCGAGAGCCUCGUGCCGGUCGAUUCCGGAUGCCCAUGAUGCGCCACCCAGUAGAGAAUUUCCCUCCACCCAGAGAAGGGGUCCCCCCUCAGGGCCCACCCAGGGUGCCCAUAGAAGAAGAACAGUGGGAAGAGAAACCAUACUGGAAUGACUGGCAGGAACAUGAACCCGAAAGGAGGCCGGAGAGGUUUGGAAAUGGGCCGCCGUUCCAGGGGGGUGGAUGGGGAAGGGGUAGGGCUGGCCAUCGUGGCCGAGGUAAUUUUGGGAACUGAAUGUGAAUCAGAAUGAAUUCAAGGAUUUUGAUUGAAAUUAAGUUCUGAACCACGGAACAGGAUUAAGGAGAAAGUCCACGGAAAGGAACGGACGCUGUUUCUAAAGUUCUUAGCCCACACGAAAAUCACAGACAUUGAUUCAGAUGUUCAUGUUCAAACCUGUUUCUGAAUACGAGUGAUGGUGCUGGCCUUUCUAUAAGUUAAUAUUAAUCUGAAUAGGAGAGACAGAACCAGGGGAUCGUUCAAUUAUGAAAUUCCCAUUGUAAGAAUAAGCUCUUUCUAUCUCUCUCUUUGAAAUCGAAGGGGUCCUCCAGCUUUUCAGACUUUGAUUCACUACCUCUAAUGUAAACGGAAACAUACGUGCAAAGAAUGAGGGGUCUAGUGUGAUACGUUAAAUGUAAAUAGUCCAGCUUAGAUACUUUUGGAAGUUCUACCAUGAAGAAAUCAAUUCUGAAAAAGGUCCUGCCCACAUUUCCUUAUGUAUAUUUGGUGGUAAUAUUUAGUUUAAAAGCUUCUGUACCUUUUUAGCGAUAAAGAAGAGCGUAACUAUUGUGUUCUGUGAUGAAAAUGAUACAUUGGAUCACACUGGAGGUUACGCUUACAUGGUUCUGCUGUAGAACAUCAUCUGUUGGUGUAUAAUUUUACGAAAAUAAUUUUUUAUCGUUCUUGAUUUCAUUUUCUUUGUGUUUAUAUUAACAUGUUAAAAGAAAAACUAGUAAAUGUUAUGGCCACUUAAUAAA